Molecule: messenger RNA, 4941 nt
Organism: Callithrix jacchus (white-tufted-ear marmoset)
Lineage: Eukaryota; Metazoa; Chordata; Mammalia; Primates; Cebidae
Gene: CCKAR
Product: cholecystokinin A receptor
Biological process (GO): neuropeptide signaling pathway
Cellular component (GO): plasma membrane
Molecular function (GO): cholecystokinin receptor activity; neuropeptide receptor activity
Source: RefSeq, a predicted model, not a curated record
ACUGCCUUUUCCACAACAGGAGGGCAAAUGCUUGCCCAGCUGGAGUGAGCAUGGUGAACUCAAGUCGCCUUUAGGAAUGGCUGGAAAAGCCCACACCUGGAAAUCCCUCCCUCCCUGCUCCUCCAUGCCAGGUUGCAUUUGGGAGACGCUCUGGUCAUUAGAGGAAUGAGCCGGGAGUGAGCAAUUCACCAGCUCUCCAGCACUUGGUGGAAAGCAGCAGGCAAGGAUGGAUGUGGUGGAUAGCCUUCUUGUGAAUGGAAGCAACAUCUCUCCUCCCUGCGAACUCGGGCUCGAAAAUGAGACGCUUUUCUGUUUGGAUCAGCCUCAUCCUUCCAAAGAGUGGCAGCCAGCAGUGCAGAUUCUCUUGUACUCCUUGAUAUUCCUGCUCAGCGUGCUGGGAAACACGCUGGUCAUCACCGUGCUGAUUCGGAACAAGCGGAUGCGGACGGUCACCAACAUCUUCCUCCUCUCCCUGGCUGUCAGCGACCUCAUGCUCUGCCUCUUCUGCAUGCCGUUCAACCUCAUCCCCAACCUGCUCAAGGAUUUCAUCUUCGGGAGUGCCGUUUGCAAGACCACCACCUACUUCAUGGGCACCUCUGUGAGUGUAUCUACCUUUAAUCUGGUGGCCAUAUCUCUAGAGAGAUAUGGUGCGAUUUGCAAACCAUUGCAGUCCCGGGUCUGGCAAACGAAGUCCCAUGCUUUGAAGGUGAUUGCUGCUACCUGGUGCCUUUCGUUUACCAUCAUGACUCCGUACCCCAUUUACAGCAACUUGGUGCCUUUUACCAAAAACGACAACCAGACUGCGAAUAUGUGCCGCUUUCUACUGCCAAAUGAUGUUAUGCAGCAGUCCUGGCACACGUUCCUGUUACUCAUCCUCUUUCUCAUUCCCGGAAUUGUGAUGAUGGUGGCAUAUGGCUUAAUCUCUUUGGAACUCUACCAGGGAAUAAAAUUUGAGGCUAGCCAGAAGAAAUCUGCUAAAGAAAGGAAACCCAGCACCAGUAGCAGCGGCAGAUAUGAGGACAGCGAUGGGUGCUACCUGCAGAAGUCCAGGCCUUCGAGGAAGCUGGAGCUCCGGCAGCUGUCCACCAGCAGCAGCAGCAGCAGGGCCAGCCGCAUCCGGAGCAGCAGCUCCGCGGCCAACCUGAUGGCCAAGAAGCGGGUGAUCCGCAUGCUCAUUGUCAUCGUGGUCCUCUUCUUCCUGUGCUGGAUGCCCAUCUUCAGCGCCAACGCCUGGCGGGCCUACGACACCGCCUCUGCGGAGCGCCGCCUUUCAGGGACCCCCAUUUCCUUCAUCCUCCUCCUGUCCUACACCUCCUCCUGCGUCAACCCCAUCAUCUACUGCUUCAUGAACAAACGCUUCCGCCUCGGCUUCAUGGCCACCUUCCCCUGCUGCCCCAAUCCUGGUCCCCCAGGGGUGAGGGGAGAGGUGGGGGAGGAGGAGGAAGGCAGGACCACAGGGGCCUCUCUGUCCAGGUUCUCCUACAGCCAUAUGAGCGCCUCGGCGCCACCCCAGUGAGCUGUCCCUGACCCCCCACCACAGAAGGAAGGAGGGGAGGACGCGGAGGAGGAAGAACGGAAGAAGAGAUCGGGAAGAGAUGGAAGCAGAGGUGAUGGAGAAAGAAGGCUCCAUCUCCAGCAGGAACUCUUCAGAGUUUGCUUUUCAUCCUUCAUCUGGAUUCCUGAGCACUGCUCCAGUGGGGCUGUGACUUGGUUUCUAGGUAGUUCAAAGCAAGAAAUGUUCAGUAACACUCACCAUCAGAGAAACCUUGGCAGCCAGGGACAGGAGCCCAGCAGGGCUCAGACUGCACGCGGAGUUGCCAACCACGUGUUCAAAAUGGAGAUGAGGGCCUGCUGAGCUUCAAAACCUUCUAGAACAUCCGAGGUGGGCUCUCACUCCUCCUGUGACACAUUUCCAUGCUCUGCUUUUUCCAUUCAUGCGGAAUGAUGGAGGUUGCUCUGCCUGCAGGGAGCCGGUCACUCUUUCCUGUAGCCGCCGUAGCCGCCCACCUCAUUGUAACCGCAAAGAGAACACGAAGCAAACCCUCUCUGGCCAUUUUGUCCUGGGUAAGACGGCAGCCUGAUUUCUUCAUCUUGAUGUUGGCCAAAAACAUUCAGAGUCAUAAGCUAGUUGACAUCAGAAUAGCAUAAGAAAUGUCUGAAAGAUGGAAUUGUGAACUUAGUAUUUCUUUUCUUUUGAGGCUGGGCUGGCUCUGCCACCCAGGCUGAAGUGCAGUGGGACCGCCUCAGCUUAUUGCAAACUCUGCCUCGUGGGCUCAGGUGAUCCUCCCACCUCUGCCUCCAUAGUAGUUGGGACUACAGGCAUGUGCUGCCAUGCCUGGCUAACUUUUGUAUUUUUUUUUUUUUUUUUUUUUGUAGAGUUGGGGUUUCACCAUGUUGCCCAGAUUGGAUUCAAACUCCAGGGCUCAAGUAAUCCUCCCACCUGGCCUCUCAAAGUGCUGGAAUUAUAGGCAUGAGCCACUACACCCAGAAUUGAAUUGAGCAUUUCUACAGAGAAAAGAGUACAUGGCCAAUAGCUGGAUGGAAUGCUAUCUUACUAUAAGAAAUGUUAAGUGUCAGAAGGUACAUGGGAUUUUUUUUUCUAUUUUAAUGAUAUAUAUUACUUAAUUUCUCCUUUGUAUGAUGAUAUUAAACCUCCUGGCUUCUUUGCCUCAACUCAAUUUUUUACAUUCAUCUACACUUCCUUUUUCCCAGAAAAGAUCUCCAGGAACAAAGGAGCAUUGUAAGUUACAUGUACCUGACCAAAUGUAGAAAUACGUAUAGUCAGGCCCAGAAUUAAAACUGGCAUACUUGGACUCAGUUAACAAAUAGCUUUUGAAUGUCAAAGCUGCCUAUGCCUUUAAAUGCAAUCUAUACACUUGCUAAUAACUGGUUAAUUGUAUGUAUACAUGUAAACCAAACACAAAAUAUGUUCUUUACAUAUAAGUAUACCCUUUGGUGUUUUUUAAAAAAAAGAAUAGUAGUUAGAUACAAGAAUUCAGCUAGUAUUGUACUUUUACAUUCCUUCAUGACAGUUAAAGUUUCAUGUGAACGUCGUUUCUUAGCAGAAUUAAUGUUCAAAGCAGUAUUAAUGUUGAAAUAUCUCUCCUCUGACUUAGAAAUCUCAAAUAAGAUAUAAGCUGUACAUUCAGAUACCAGGAAGUGCAUUUCUAGAACAGUAUGUAUCAAUUCAGUCUACCAACACUUCUUUCUUAAUUUUUUUUAGAGCAACAUUGUCCUGUCUGCUUAACAAAUUAACAUGAGCAUAUUUUACAGAAGCAAGUUUGCCUGCUAGUGUGGGAAGCUAACAGGAAACAAACCAGAAAAACCCACUGUUCACAGUUUCAUGCCUCUAGGUAUCCGAGAAGUGAACUUUGCUUUUUCUUGUUUCCAUGGGGUCAUGGCCAACCACUGAUUCCAACCUGAUGCUCUGUGUAGCACACAGGAUUUCAGUUAUCAAAAAAAAUCAGUGUGGAAAGGGGAAAAGGAAAGAGUGACAAGCAGUGAUGAUGAAAAGCAUCACAGAUGUUUAAUGGAACAAGACAUGAGUGUCACGUUUUUGGAGGAUCUAGGUCAGAUCCAGCACCAUGUUGGAUGCAGUGGGUCUUAGCCAGCGUGGUCCACACCCUGGUUUUCAGGGCCUUAUCAGCCCAUAGCCUCUAUGACUAUUUCAACAGUUUCAUUUUACUAGUCAUGCGAAACUGCUGCCUGGAAUUUGGAGGGGGGAUUGUCAGGUGCUAACAGAAGAAAUUCUUGAGUUUGUGACUAGUACAGGAGAUCUUUCAAGCUGGACUGUUCCUCCGACUGCAAUCUAAUUUUACCAUCUGUCACUAGCCACCUCAGUCAAAGGUUUCAAGGUAAAAAUUCAGCCGACUCAAAUGCGCACUGCUAAAAUGGCAAUGAUAAAGUAUGUAAGAAAUAAAAAUGUCUCUGAUGUUUGAAUAAGUCCUACAUUAGCCACAGCUUUCCUGCUGGAGGAGUAAGUCUUCCUUUCUGACAGUGUUAGCAUAUAAAUGAAGAUAAAUUAGGCCCCCCAUUACUGAGAAGUUCUGGAAGUUUCAAAGGCAUGUUAAACUAAAAAAUAGCUGCUAAAUUCCAAUUUCAGAUUAGCAAUGAAUAGUUUUUAGGAUGACCACGUCUCAUGUGCUAAUAUGCAUCCUGUAUUUUAUCUGGCAACCCUACCUUAAAAUAUUUUUAAAGCACAUAAAAAAUUUAAAAAUGUUAAAAGCACAUAAAAUAUAAACAAUUUUCCAGAUAGCAGUAAGAUGCCUGUUCCCCUAAUUUAUUGGGAAGUCUUUCACAUAUAGAAGCUUGUUUAAAAAGAAUUUUAAAAGGUAUUAACUUUUAGAAUUUGUGUCUGUCCUUUGAGAAGAUCUGAUUUUACUCUUUUUAAAAAAAAAAUAUUCUAGUAAUUUCUAUUCUAUUAGUACUGGUAACUAUUCUAUUCUAGAACUCUAUUUAACUGCCUUCAUAUUAUGCUAAAGUAGAAUGCUACUUUGAGUUUGAAAUACAGUGGCUAAUAGAGCUAAGAAAACACAUUCAUCAUCAUUCUCCGGUAUUUUCUAGUGUCUUCUGGUAGCUCCCACUCAUCCCCAGAGCAGCCCGGCAGAACUUGAAUCCUGGAAUGGAGACUAGUAUCUUUGCUCUUCAGUUAAGCUGUGUGUCUCACUGGCUUUCUAUACCCCAGCUCCUGUGGGAAUCUCGCAUCAUAGGUCUAUAGUAGUGAAGAAGCAUGUAUGUAUGUAUUUCUGUGGCUUGGUCACGCACGUCUAUGUAUGCUUAACUGGUGUCAAAUAAAACGUUCAAAUAAAAUGCUCAAAUAAAAUGUAACCUUCCCCAUCGUUCAAAUAAAACGUAACCUUCAUGAGGCCGACAAUGGCUGCUGAACCUCCACUGUAUUUCCUUCCAGUGUUUCGCCCAGAACUCCGCACUGUGUGUUCAAUA